Myotis brandtii (Brandt's bat) is the source of this 3192-nucleotide messenger RNA. It is a transcript of the gene ARFIP1, whose product is annotated as ADP-ribosylation factor interacting protein 1. Gene Ontology annotation, biological process: regulation of Arp2/3 complex-mediated actin nucleation; intracellular protein transport. The record is from RefSeq and is a predicted model, not a curated record. The transcript is spliced from 10 exons. The coding region runs from base 266 to 1474 and encodes 402 amino acids. NCBI's taxonomy places the organism in Eukaryota, Metazoa, Chordata, Mammalia, Chiroptera, Vespertilionidae. Gene Ontology annotation, molecular function: protein domain specific binding; phospholipid binding. Gene Ontology annotation, cellular component: trans-Golgi network membrane.
UCACUUCCGGCUCCGCUGCUCUCCCUGUGGGUGUCGUAGGCAGCAUUGGGAGGUCUGUGUCCUCGGCGGUUGGUCAGUGAGAGGCUGUGACAGCUGCAUUAGCUCCCCGCCCCCGAGGAGCCGAGGUGCGUGGGGGGAGGGGAAGAAGGAAAAGGCCCCAGUGGCGUUUCCGCUCACUUCUCCCCAAGAUUGAGAAGAUUCCAGAGAGCAGCGGCAGGAAGAAUCCUCGACUUGAGAGCUGCCAGGUGGUUCCCGGCCGACAGGCAUGUCUGACAGCAGCAAUGAUACUACUACUCUUGGUACAAUUAAACCAGCCCCCGAAGAAGUCAAGCCUGACUCUGAGGAGUCUACCAUGGCUCAAGAGUCUCCCAGAAAUUCAGCAGCAGAAAUUGCGGUGACUAGUAAUGGAGAAGUUGAUGACUCUCAUGAACAUGGCUUUAAUAAGGAUUUGAAGCAUUCAUUACCAGCUGGACUUGGUCUCUCAGAAACCCAAAUUACAUCUCAUGGCUUUGACAGUACCAAAGAGGGGGUUAUUGAAGCAGGAGCAUAUCAAGGUCCCUCAGCACCACCAUUGCCAUCUGUUAUGUCUCCUAGCAGGGUUGCAGCUAGUCAACUGGCUCAACAAGGAAGUGAUUUAAUUGUUCCCGCAGGUGGCCAGAGAACACAGACAAAAAGUGGACCAGUUAUUUUAGCAGAUGAAAUUAAAAAUCCUGCAAUGGAAAAGUUAGAACUUGUUAGAAAAUGGAGUCUAAACACCUACAAGUGCACUCGACAAAUUAUCUCUGAAAAGCUAGGCCGUGGGUCAAGAACUGUGGACCUUGAACUUGAAGCUCAGAUUGAUAUAUUAAGAGAUAACAAGAAAAAGUAUGAAAAUAUUCUAAGACUUGCUCAGACAUUGUCAACCCAGCUUUUUCAGAUGGUACAUACACAAAGGCAACUUGGAGAUGCAUUUGCUGACCUGAGUUUGAAGUCACUAGAACUCCAUGAAGAAUUUGGCUAUAAUGCAGACACCCAGAAGCUGCUGGCUAAAAAUGGAGAGACUCUUCUUGGAGCCAUUAAUUUUUUCAUUGCCAGUGUGAACACUUUGGUGAAUAAAACAAUUGAAGAUACAUUAAUGACUGUGAAACAGUAUGAAAGUGCCAGGAUUGAAUAUGAUGCAUAUCGCACUGAUUUGGAAGAACUGAAUCUUGGACCACGUGAUGCAAACACUCUGCCAAAGAUCGAGCAGUCACAGCAUCUGUUCCAAGCACAUAAGGAAAAAUACGAUAAAAUGCGCAAUGAUGUUUCUAUCAAGUUGAAAUUUCUAGAAGAAAAUAAGGUGAAAGUAUUGCACAACCAGCUGGUCCUUUUCCACAAUGCCAUUGCCGCCUACUUUGCUGGGAACCAGAAGCAGCUUGAACAGACCCUUAAACAGUUCCACAUCAAGUUGAAAACGCCUGGAGUGGAUGCCCCAUCUUGGCUUGAAGAACAGUAAAAUCACUCCUGGAAACAAAAACAAACAAAAAAAGGAAAGUCACAUGGUUCUAUUUCUAAACAAACCUAAUAAGAGUGAAGCACAGUUGGGAGAAGAGAAACGGGGUGACAACCAUUGUAGAGAUUCUCACACAAACAGCUUUAAUUUUUCCCUUUUUCAUACUUUAACAAUUGAACUGUUAAAUUUGAUGGGAAGGUGGGCGGUUUUAACGAAAACAUAAUUUCUAUAAUCUGAACACAAUAAUUUUUCUUUUUGAGAAGUCCUUUUGUAUUAUAAGGGUUGAUGGCUAUUUCCGUAGUUUGAAAACAUCUAAUAUAGAUUUGCACUGACCGGAUCAAAAUUCAAGGAUUUUGGUCCUGGGAAUGAGGGCCAGUUGUAACUUUUCCAAUGGGAGGUUUACAUGAUUUGUAUCAACAUCAGAUAUUUUAUAUAUGAAUAUAUAAAACAUCUUUAAGAGAUUCAUUUUCAUGUAUUGUCUUAAAGAAAGAAGAGACUAUUUUGCAGAGUAAAAUUAUUUGGUGUUCCUACAGCAUCCACGAUAGGCUGGCAGCCGCUCUAAUGACUGACUGAUUAGCUUGUGGAGUUUUGGCAAAUACCUUUUUAAAAAUGAAUCUGUACCAUUGUACUUUUGUUUAGACUUUUUUUUUUUAAGAUGCAGGAAUCACACUAAUUUCUAUGAGGCUUUUGAGCUUAUGAAUAUGCAUCAUCCAAAGUCAGAGGGUGGUUAUGUUAGCAGUCUUUUGAUUCAUGAUGAAACCUGCUUAAGAAAAAAAAAUUUUUUGACAGGUGGACUUGGGAAUAGAAAUUCUUGAUGGUUUCUAGAGUAGAAAUAUGUGCUCAGAAAGCUAGUUUUUGGGUAAAAUCUAUUUUGACAGAAGUGAAUUCCUAGACAGCUUUCAUUGACUUCCAUAUGUAACAAUACCGGUUAAGCCUUAAAUCACAGAUAUGUGCCUUCUCAGAUACAGUAAUUCUCAUUCAACCAAUGUACAGAAUCCAUAAGGAAACCCCUUUCAGAUAAUGUUUGACCUGUCUGUUCCUUCCUUGGAAAGGAGCAUUGUGUAUACAUGUUGGGUUUCUUUGUACGCAUUAAACCACAUUUAGGGUUUAAGGUGAAAUCAACUUCUGAAUACACUAUUUGGUUUUUCUUCAUUCCUUUUAUGGAAUGGGGAGACAGGAGUUUUUUCAUGAGUAAUGGAAAGGCAGUAUGGGCAGAGUGGUGGUAAGAACAAGGGGGACUGGAAAGGCCAGCACUAAUUUAGUUGCUCAGCACAGUUGGUUUUGUGUUCAUGUGGUUGGCCUGUCCACUGUGUGGUUCAAUCAGUAAUGUAAUCCUUUUUCAGUAUAAGUUUUCUUGAUUUUUGUCAUAGACAUAAAUUAAUAUUUUGAGAGGUAUUCCUUCACCUGUUCUUUUGUGUUGAAAUGAAGUACUUAAAAUUACUGUUAUAUAUGAACUUGUGGACUGUAAGAUUUGUUAUAUAUGUUCAAAUGCCUUUUAGCUGGCUUUUUAAAUAAUAUGCCUGUUUUCAGUGCUUAAUACAAUGUAAUGUGAUUGUAAAUCAUAAACCUAUUUUAAAUCAUUCCCUCCUGUAUAUUUGUACUCCUGAGAGCCUUAUUUUAUUCUUCCAGCAGAAUUACUACUUGUGAUAGUUCAUUUACAUUCCCCAGAAUGUGCCUCUGGUGUGAAUUUUGUAUUCUUAUUAAAAGUGUUUGCUGCAGUA